AUGGCUGCUCUAGAGCUAGUCGGUGCCAUUCCCCCUCUCCUUUCGUCAGGUUCUCAUUUGAGUAAUGUAUCUCCAGGUCACCGUAGUGAAAAGUACAGCUCAUGCUCAACAAUAUUUUUAGAUGACAGCACAAUUUGCCAGCCUAAUGUUAGAAUCACCGUGCAAUGCCUGGCAUUAGCAAUAUAUUACCACAUAAAGAACAGAGAUGCAAAUAGAUCUGAGGACAUUUUUGAUGAAAGGUUACAUCCAUUUACACAUGAAAUAGUUCCAGAGGAAUACUUUAAUCAUAAUCCUGAUUCCGAAAGUAUUUACAGAUUUAUUCACCCUUUUUUCAGUGCCACAAAGCUAACAGCUGAAUGGGCAAUAACAACUUUGGUUUACUUAGAAAGACUUUUAUUUUAUGCUGAGAUCGACAUUUGCCCCACUAACUGGAAAAGAAUUAUUUUGGGAGCUAUUCUUCUUUCCUCCAAGUAUUUGCAUGAUCAGGCUAUAAGGAAUGCAGACUUCUGCCAAAUCAUCAAGGGCAUUACAGUCAAGGACAUAAGUGACUUGGAAAGGCAGUAUUUAUAUCUACUCCAAUUUCGUCUUAAUGUUUCUGCCAGUGUCUAUGCCAAAUACUAUUUUGACCUUCGGUCCGUAGCCAGUGACCACGGACUGCCUGCUGUGUUUGCCCCCCUUCGAAAAGAACGGGCACAGAACCUAGAGGCCAUUUCCAGAUAUUGUGAAAACAAAAACCUGUGCAGAGUGGCUAUAAAAAAAUCUAGCAGCUGUGAUAAUUUUACUGAUAAGCAGUAUGCCAACGCCAUUUUAUCUUAAACUAGAAAUGAGGGGCUGUGACAUGAUGAACCCCUCACCUACAAUAACUGGAGAAAUGUCAGCGCUCCUGCUCAAAAACCAACAAAGCUAGUAUUCCUCACCAGGGAGAAAUGAGGGGUUGUAAUAUUAUAAGCCCUUUGUCUACAAGGUGAAGAACUAAAAAAAUAUCACCUUUCCAGCUCAAAAACCAACCAAGUUAGUAUUUCCUCUUUUAAGGAAGAAAUGAGAGGUUGUAACAUCAUCAACUUGUCAUCUACAAAAAUAAGACCUGGAGAUAGAUAUAUCACCUUUCCUGCUCAAAAACAAGCAAAGUUGGUAUUCUUCUCUUAUAAAAAAAAAAAUUGAAGGGUUAUAACUUCAUGAACCCUCAUCUGCAAGGGCAUGGACUGGAAAAAUGUCACCCACCGCUCCUGCUCAAAACCCAGCAAACUUUUUCUCUCUUAAGAAAGAAGUGAGGUAUUGUAGCAUCAUGAACCUCUCAUCUACAAAAAGAACUGGAAAAAUAUUAACUUAUUGCUCAAAAACCAGCAAAGCUAUUAUUUAAAUUGAUUUUUAGAGAGGGAGGAAGGAAGAGAAAGAGAAACAUCGAUGUGAGAGUGAAACAUCCAUCAGCUGUCUCCUGCACGCCCCCUUCCAGGGAUCCAGCACACAACCUGGGCAUGUGCCCCAACUGGGAAUCAAACUUGCAACCCUUCGCUGAACAGAAUAACACCCAACUGCUCCUGUUCAAAAACCAACUUACCCACACCAGCCGGGGCUUAUCUGCCUUAUUUGUACUCUUCAUGAAAAAAGGAGGGGCUGUGUCAUCAUGAGGCCCUCAUCUACAAGUACGAGGACUGUAGAAAUAUUAUUUCUCCUCAAAACCCAGAAGGUUGCAUGUAACUUGAGAGAAUUUAAUAGGUACAGGCCAUAUCUUAACAAGUCUAAAGUUAAACUUCAAAAGAAAACUACAUAAAAGAACACAUUUGACAUUGUAUGUAUUUUUUAUGAUGAGCUUAAAUUAGAGUUUCAAAAAUCUUGGAAAGGUUUUUGCCUUUGCGUCUUUGUCAAAAGACAGCUGUGGAUUAAGAGACCCUUUCUGAUCUGAAACUGGACUAGUUCCCUGAGUGUGUGCAGUGAGAAACAACACUUUUAGAGAAAAAAAAAUGGCUUAUCAUUUACAAAGAAAAUGGCUUCAAAAAAAGAAGAGAUGGGAAAAAUACAUCUGAAUACAGAGGACAGCUGGAACACAGUGUGAAUGUAACGACAUUGAAAGUUG
Molecule: messenger RNA, 2074 nt
Organism: Myotis myotis
Lineage: Eukaryota; Metazoa; Chordata; Mammalia; Chiroptera; Vespertilionidae
Product: cyclin-Y-like protein 1
Exons: 13
Coding region: 1-816 (271 amino acids)
Biological process (GO): regulation of canonical Wnt signaling pathway; regulation of cyclin-dependent protein serine/threonine kinase activity
Cellular component (GO): plasma membrane
Molecular function (GO): cyclin-dependent protein serine/threonine kinase activator activity; protein kinase binding
Source: RefSeq, a predicted model, not a curated record